CGUAGAAGAACAAAUCAAGUUCACAACAAUAACUAACACUUUCAUUUUAUUAUUUUCGCGCGCGAUUUUCAUUUUCUUUUCAUUAUAGUUCCUGUAUUGUGUUUGUAUAAGCUUAAAAAUAAUAAACUUUAAUUUGCAGCAAUGAAUGGAAAUAUUAGGCAUGAUGAAUACCAGUAUCUGGAUCAAAUUCGUUUAAUUUUAGAAAAAGGAAACAUUAAAGAUGACAGAACUGGUACUGGCACCAAGUCUUAUUUUGGUACGCAAGCUCGUUACAGCUUGCGGAAUGGUGUAUUUCCUCUAAUUACAACUAAGAAAGUGUUCUGGAGAGCUAUUUGUGAAGAACUUUUAUGGUUUGUGUCUGGAAGUACAAAUGCAAAUGUUUUAAAGGAGAAGGGCAUACAUAUUUGGGACGGAAACAGUUCUAAAGAAUAUAUGGCUUCAAUCAACUUAUCUUAUCCUGAAGAAGGAGACUUAGGGCCUGUGUAUGGAUUUCAAUGGCGGCAUUUUGGCGCAGAUUAUACCCAUAUGAGUAAAGAUUAUUCUAAGGAAGGAAUAGAUCAGUUGAAAUACAUAAUUAAUAUGAUAAAAGAAAAGCCACAUGAUAGAAGAAUGAUUCUGUCAGCUUGGAAUCCACCAGAUCUAUCAAAAAUGGCACUUCCACCAUGUCACUGCUUAGCUCAGUUCUGCAAUGGAGAAUUAUCUUGUCAAAUGUAUCAAAGGUCAGCAGAUAUGGGUCUAGGAGUACCUUUUAAUAUUGCUAGCUACUCACUACUUACCUACAUGAUUGCACAUGUAACAAAUCUGAAGCCUGGAGAUUUUGUCCACACCAUUGGAGAUGCUCACAUAUAUCUCGAUCAUAUUGAUGCUCUUACUGAACAGCUGAAAAGGGAGCCUAAACCCUUUCCAAAGUUAAAGAUAAAGCGUGAGGUGAAAGAAAUAGAUGAAUUUAAAUAUGACGACUUUGAAAUUAUUGGAUAUGAGCAUCACCCUCCUAUAAAAAUGAAAAUGUCUGUAUGAUUUCUAUUCAGUUAUCUGAAUUCUUAAUUAUUCAGUUAUUAUACAAGUUUACAAAAUGAAAUGCAGUGUUUUUCAGCAGAUGUCACAUCAUUCCAGGUUACUCUUUUGUUUAUGAAAUCUGAAUGAAUCUGACAGCAUUAUUUUAUACAGGUUAGAAAUAACUGAAAUUUACUCUUUAAUUGUGGAGCUAUAUGAGCGUGUACUGAAAACUCCAGCAAUGUACUCUUUAUUAGACUCGGGAAAGUAUACUUCCCAACAAGUUCAUUAAUUUUUAAAUGUCGAUUGGAAGCUAUUUUACCACCUGUCAUUUAUGCGGGCAUCAGCUGAUAACUUCAAAACAUGAAUGCCACUCUUCACUCCUGGGGACAGAUAUCA
Molecule: messenger RNA, 1392 nt
Organism: Parasteatoda tepidariorum (common house spider)
Lineage: Eukaryota; Metazoa; Arthropoda; Arachnida; Araneae; Theridiidae
Gene: Ts
Product: Thymidylate synthase
Biological process (GO): dTMP biosynthetic process
Cellular component (GO): cytosol; mitochondrion
Molecular function (GO): thymidylate synthase activity
Source: RefSeq, a predicted model, not a curated record